Trypanosoma cruzi is the source of this 1602-nucleotide messenger RNA. RefSeq lists its product as uncharacterized. The record is from RefSeq and is a predicted model, not a curated record. The coding region runs from base 1 to 1602 and encodes 533 amino acids. The transcript has a single exon. Lineage: Eukaryota; Euglenozoa; Kinetoplastea; Trypanosomatida; Trypanosomatidae.
AUGGAUGAAUCGCCCGUUGGUACGCCGUUUUACGCCGCAUUUGGCGAAUUUAAGGACGGUUACAACCGUGAGGAGGCGGAGGCCGGCAUCCACGAGGCAUUUCGCUUGCGACAGCGAGCGCGGCAGAAGACUUAUGUGAAAGAGUUGAUGCUCGGCAGUGGUCUUGGGAAGGCAGCGAAAAGAACUGUACAGAGUGGUUUGUACCAACCGCAGACAGCGCUGUAUUUGCCCACCAACGUCGUAUCAGCUGCAGCGGCGGUUGUAGAAUCGGGGGAUGUAUCGGAAGAAUGUGAGGAAAUUGGUGACGCGGACGAGGAUCCAAUUGGAAAAGUUUUGAUGCCACCUGGUUUGGCACUCCUGAGCAAUUCUCCUUCAAGCGUUAUGAAUAAAUUUACAAGGACUGAGGUGGAGGUGCAGACGCUAGUGGAGGUUGAGCGUCAGCUAGAAGAGAACAUAAAAGUUGCAGAGGAGAGUGUUGCUCGUGAAUGUGCUUCUUUUACUUUCGAGAAUCUACUGGAAUCCCUCUCUGUGGCUCUCGCUGUGGUGGAAGAGGGUGACGCACAGAUUCAAGUGAAGCUUCCCGUUCAAGAAGAGGAUGCGGUGCCUCUUCACGGGGCAGAGGCUGUCAUGGCGUAUUUUAGGGAACAUAUGGCUCCAAUCACCCUGACGCUACUGGCCACCUUGUAUGCAACGGAGUGGAUGCUACAAUACACCAUGACAUUUAUAAAUUCCAUGUUUAUAGAAAAUGAAAAAGAGGCGCAACUUCGCGAAGAGCUUCUCGCGCGUUGUGUGCGGUGGUUGGGGAAGAUUAAUCGCUUUGUUGCUUUUGCCUUUGCGCUGGAAAUGGCAUCCGAGUCAUACGAGGCGUUUGAAGAAAUGCAGAGCUUGGCGGAGCAGCACACGGAAGAACUUUUGAAUGGCAUUGAAGGAGACAUUAAUUCCGCACUUUUAUUAUCCUUUCCCAAACGACGCCAAGGACUGUUGGGUCGAGAUGGGAGGAUAAAAAAGCGCCUUCAGCAACUUUUACAGCUUCUUCAUGAUGUUGAAACCUCGUGGCUCCCAACUGUGAAGCUGCAGAGGGAUUGGAAAGAUGAAUUUCUUACGCGGAUGUAUAGUCGCAUUCAUACGGUUAUUGCCCCUGGAUAUCUCUCUGCCCAAUUAGGAUUUAUUGACGAAUCCCUUUACGAAUUCGUAGCGGAUGGCACCGUGUUGCAGAAACAAAACGCAAUGAGUGCCACUCGAGGCAGCAACGGUCAGCGCACCUCUUUUAGGCAAUCCUUGCCGAGGAUUUUGGUUGCGACUCAAGUGGAACGGCGAAUUGUGGAUGAAAAGCUGACAUUUCAACAAAUUGGGAUGCUGGUCAGGGGUUCGGCUAGUCGUGUCAUAGGCCUGCAGUUGUGCAUGGGGACGCGGUUUAUAUUGCGGCAGUGCGACACCGAAUACGACGCACAGUGGGGAUUUUCGAUGAGCCACUCUCAGGACUCACCCAACGCCGUCCGCGAUGCGGUGGAAAGUGCCUUAUGCUUCAUGGAAUCAUUGAAGAUGCAGUUGAAGGAACAAAUGGAAUACCAGAUGGGAAUGCUGCGGCACUUUUUAAUAUAA